Molecule: messenger RNA, 1020 nt
Organism: Colletotrichum destructivum
Lineage: Eukaryota; Fungi; Ascomycota; Sordariomycetes; Glomerellales; Glomerellaceae
Product: Putative NADP-dependent oxidoreductase domain-containing protein
Exons: 3
Coding region: 1-1020 (339 amino acids)
Source: RefSeq, a predicted model, not a curated record
AUGAAAUAUGUCCGAGUCGGCAAAUCCGGCCUCAAGGUCUCUCAGGUGAUCCUCGGCUGCAUGAGCUUCGGCGACAAGAACUGGCAGCCCUGGCUCCUAGACAAGGACGAAGCCCUCCCGAUCCUCAAGUACGCGUUCGACCGCGGCGUCAACACGUGGGACGUGGCAGACACCUAUUCGAACGGCAGAUCCGAAGAGAUUGUCGGUGCGGCCAUCAAGGAGUACAACAUCCCGCGGUCCAAGCUCGUCAUCAUGUCCAAAUGCUUCCAGUUCGUUGAUGAAGAGAAGGGACCGAUCAACCCCGCCGUUCUGACGAGCAACGACGGUCCCCGCGUCAACCUGGUCGGCCUCUCCAGGAAGCAUAUUCUCGACGCCGUGGACCGUAGCGUUGAGCGACUCGGCACGGACAUCGAUGUCCUCCAGAUCCACAGGAUGGAUCGUGAUGUCCCACCCGAGGAAAUCAUGAAGGCUCUCAACGAUGUUGUUGAGAGUGGCAAAGUUCGUUACAUUGGAGCCAGCUCGAUGGCCGCCUGGGAGUUCCAGAUGCUGCAAAACGUCGCGGCUCGCCACGGAUGGCACCAAUUCAUCUCUAUGCAGGGCCUCUAUAACCUUCUUUUCCGCGAGGAGGAGAGGGAGAUGAACCCCUACUGCAAUGCCACGGGCGUGGGCCUCUUCCCCUGGUCCCCUCUGGCCGCCGGCGUUCUCGCGCACCCGUGGUCCGAUCGAACGGAUGCACGGGAGAAGUUGGACCCGUUCCUUCAGCUCCUGUUCCGCGGUGCGGAACGUGGUGCAGACAAAGAAAUCGUUGGGCGCGUUGAGGAGCUGGCGAGCAAGAAGGGGGUUUCCAUGGCGCAAGUAGCGCAAGCUUGGCUCAUUUCCAAGGGCUGCGUACCUGUUGGCGGGAUGGAGACGAAGGAGAGAAUUGACCAGGCUGUCGGGUCCUUGAGUGUUAAAUUGAGCGAGGACGAGGUCUUGUUUCUCGAAGAGCCGUACAUCUCGAAGCCACCAAUUCCUUUCUAA